Molecule: messenger RNA, 2107 nt
Organism: Bactrocera tryoni
Lineage: Eukaryota; Metazoa; Arthropoda; Insecta; Diptera; Tephritidae
Product: putative gustatory receptor 36b
Exons: 2
Coding region: 1-1209 (402 amino acids)
Biological process (GO): sensory perception of taste
Cellular component (GO): membrane
Source: RefSeq, a predicted model, not a curated record
AUGUAUCGCAUUACUUAUUGGCUACUUUAUGGUCACUACUGUUACUCGCUCGCUCUGGGUACACUACGUUUUCGUUAUGAUUUCAAUAGCAACAAAGCGCACAUCACACCUUUCAUCACAUAUUACAGCGCUGUUAUGAAUGUGCUGGCUUUAACAACAUUGCCUUGGACUUACUACACAGCUGUAUGCACAUUUCUGAAAAACGAGCGUGUGAGCCGCCUGGGUCUCUAUGUCUUCAUAGCGACCAAAACACUGCGUUUACUGGCUGUGGCGCUGGUCAUCGUCUACAAUUGGCAGCGGCGUCGUGAUAUCUUGAAGUUUAUACGGGAUAUUAACCAUUUGCGUUGCGUUUACUUCGCACGCUUUCCAGUACCGUUCGAGUGGCAACGACGCUUCGAAAUAAAGAUCAUAAAAAAUAUGCUCUCUGGUAUACUCUUCGAUGCCUUAAGGCUCAUCAUAGUGCUUGGUGUUCAUAAAAAUCAGGUGAACGUGACCUUCAUUAUCAGCAACGUGUUGUUCUCUCUCAUCUCCAAUAUUCUCUAUUUGAAUAUGAAUCACUACUAUUUUGCCAUGCGAACCAUUAUACUCUUCGGGAAUGUGUUAAAUCGCCAAUUAGCCGAUAUUAUUAAAUCUGCGAAAUCCGUGACACGACUACGAGAUCAUCAGCGCUGCCGAAAGCAAUUCAAGGCGCGCUGUCUCACAUUAAGCCGCGAGCUGGACGAAUUGGCGUUGGUGCAUGUACAGCUGCAGAGCUUGGCCUUACGCAUAAAUGACAUAUUGAAAUGGCAAGGUGUGGGCGUACUGCUCAAUGUGUUCAUUUUAAAUAUUUCUUUAAUACACACCAUUUAUUCGGUGUUGUGGGUCGGUGAGUUCACAAUCAGUCAAUAUGGCUGGGUGUCUGUAUUGAUGGGCAUCGCAUAUCUGGUCUACACUGUGGACAUGGUGGAUUUUUUUGUUACGAUACUCGAGCACGUGCGUGUGUUUCACAAGCCUUCUAUACAUUUGGAGCUGCAUGCUAACCUGCCGCAGAUGAACAAGGAGUUCGAACGAAGUGUAGAGAGCUUUCAGCUGCAGCUGUCGACUAACGAAUAUCAAAUAAGCUUAUUGGGUUUAUUCAAUUUCAACAGCGAAUGUGUGUUCUCAAUGUUUGCUUCGGUGGUGGCUAACUCUAUUUUAAUUAUACAAUUUGACUAUCAAUAUUUCCAGUAAACCAACGGCUUGGUUUAGUACAUCGGUAGACUGUCAGAAGUGAAUUUAGCCCCUACACAAGCUAUUACAGUCAACGUGGAUCUCGUAGUCACCAAAAGAUAGUACUUUUCAAAAAGUGUUCAACUCAGUGGUUAGUUAGUGGAGAAGACCAGUUUGCGAGAACUAAAACUUGCAUUUUAAAUAAACCAAAAGAAGAAAUUGACGCCGCUUUAUAAAGAAUUCCUCUUCAACCCACUGUUCCAGGAGUCUCCACGAAUGCUUUGUAUCAUCUUUUGGGCAAAUAACGCGAGGUUCGGCACUUUUCGCUUUACUUGCAACCAAAGCUUUCCUAUGGCACUACAAAAACUUUCAUCCCCGCUUACCUUAUCUUAAUAAAUAUAUGCCCCAUCGUGCUAUGUGUGUGUAAAUAUAUACCAAAGUCUAAACCAAUUCGUGUUUACUCGAGCAUCAAAUGCAAUUCACAUUUUAUUCGUCACUCUGGAAAUUUAUUUGCAGAAAGAAAAUCGAAAGCAAGCAGACAGAAGCCACCUCAUUUGAAGAAGUCACUGUAAUAGGAAGGGAGUAGAGUUGAGAAUAACAAUAAGGCUGGGAUUUCGGUGAACUGCAGUCAUGUUAAAAGACAUAUAUACAACGGGUUAAACUCACUUUCUUACUGCUAUAGUCGUGCAGAUUUCAAAAUCUCUGACAUUCAAGGCAUUUUAUAGUGGCCUCAUGUGUGUAGGCUUAUGUAAUUAGCUAUUUCUGUACAUAAUCUAGUCCUAAAGGCUUUGACAAGCAAGACACUUAACCAUGAGCAACAAAAUCAUUAAUUUACCGACUCUACGUUAGCGUGAGAGACACUCACAUAUAUGAGCCCUUGAUUUUGAAAGUGGUAUAAGUCAAAAAUUUUAAAAAUCUA